Molecule: messenger RNA, 676 nt
Organism: Scomber scombrus (Atlantic mackerel)
Lineage: Eukaryota; Metazoa; Chordata; Actinopteri; Scombriformes; Scombridae
Product: ladderlectin-like
Exons: 7
Coding region: 140-676 (178 amino acids)
Molecular function (GO): signaling receptor activity
Source: RefSeq, a predicted model, not a curated record
GAUUUGUAUAUAAGAGCUGGUCUCUCUCUUGUUCAGCACCGCUACACAAGCUGACCAGAGCUACAGGCUGAGAAGAAAGACGAAAAGAUCAUCUUGCAGCAGGAUAAUCAUCAUCUUUACCAUCCAUACCACCUCUACCAUGAAGAUGCUGGCUGUAUCUCUGCUGGUUUGUGCCAUGAUGGUGCUUACUACGGCUGGUCCACACAUAGAUUUCAGAGCUAAAUUGGAACCAUUAACUCAACAAGAAAAGGCUCUCAAAAUCGAGAGGUCAGCAUCUUGUCCAGGUGGCUGGACUGGUUUCAAAAGUCGCUGUUUCCUCUUUGUUCCAACAUCCAUGAAAUGGGCUGAUGCUGAGAAACAUUGUCAGUCACAUGGUGGAAACCUUGCAUCAGUGCACAGCUUUGAUGAGCAUCAUGUGAUUCAAGGUGCGAUUGUGAGAAUAACUCAUUCAUAUCCAAAGACAUGGCUUGGAGGCUCUGAUGCAGAACAGGUGGACUCUUGGUUCUGGAGUGACGGUACCACUUUCAGGUUUGCAUACUGGUCUACAGGACAGCCUGACGGUGGCAUGAGAGCAAACUGUCUGGUGAUGAACUUUGGAGAUCUUUACCAUGAGGAUGCUGGCUGUCUCUCUGCUGGUUUGUGUCAUGAUGGUGCUUACCAUGGCAACGAGGGGUAA